This is a messenger RNA of Andrographis paniculata, 4905 nucleotides long. RefSeq names its product lysine-specific demethylase JMJ27-like. The record is from RefSeq and is a predicted model, not a curated record. Lineage: Eukaryota; Viridiplantae; Streptophyta; Magnoliopsida; Lamiales; Acanthaceae. Gene Ontology annotation, cellular component: chromatin; histone deacetylase complex. Gene Ontology annotation, molecular function: chromatin DNA binding; transcription coregulator activity; histone H3K9 demethylase activity. The transcript is spliced from 13 exons. The coding region runs from base 576 to 4610 and encodes 1344 amino acids. Gene Ontology annotation, biological process: regulation of transcription by RNA polymerase II.
CCACCUCGUACACACGAAACUCGACUCUCGGUCUCAUCGCCCCCUCUCCAGUGCCAAUUCCUGCAGUUCCCUGCAGUUACACUAAGACUCGCGCUUUAACAAAAACCUAGCCAACUGUAGAGAACUGCAGGCAGCCCCACAGCACAGGGCGCGCUCAAAAGCUCUUCAAUAGUCGCGAGUCAAGAAUGGACAAACUCGCUCGCCUUUGGGCUGCUGACGACACUCGACGACAAGGCGAUGCACGUAAUCUCCGUUUUCAGCGUCUCGGAAUACGUGUACAAACCAUGGAGCGCUACAAUGGCAGUAACCGCAUCAUUGCUGCUGACAGGUAGUAAGUGGAAUGCAAUUAAUUCUGCACCGACGAUUAUGUGGUAAUGGUGUUGGUAUAGCUGUUGCGCCUCGAUCCUGAAUUGAAUUAAGCGCCUCUUUUUCUUUUUUUGGCUUCCAAAAUUUUUUGUUGCUUUAAAUUGGCGUAGAUUUUGCCUUUCGCAGCUAGGGUUAGGGCUAGGGAUUCGGGUUCGGCCUUUUAUUUCAUUUUUUAGUUCUCGCUAAGAAUUUCGUCGAAUUGGGGGAGAAUGGCGAGCGGCGGCGGCGGCGAUGAGGGGUUGAGGUGCGCUCAACUUAGCGCCUGCGGAAUGUGGAGAUGCAAUUUGUUUGCGGUGAGUGGAGGAACGCUUUGUGAGAAGCACAACUCGUCAGUGCAGAGACAUGGGGAGAAGAGGAAGUUGCAGAAACUAGGGAUUGGUGAAAAUGGCGCCGGGAGUUCUUCUCAGGGCAGUGAUCGGAAGAGGAAGCGAGAUGACGAUGGCAGCGACAGUGAAUUUGAGGUUUUGGGGAAGAAGAGUGGGAGAGGGAAGGGUUUGAAGAAAAGGGGGAGGAAGAAGAAGAAGAUUUUGCGGAUCAGUGAUAGAGUAGUUAGGAAGGGUGAGAAGGGAAGGGGUAAGGGUUUGAAGAACAAGAAGGAACUCAGUUUGGGCUAUGAAGUUCCAGCGAGUGGGGAGGUUUUCAAUGGUGAGGAAUUAGGUAUCCUUGGUGCAAUUGAGGCAAUGGAGUCGGCAUCGAAUGGCUGUAGCUUUCCAGCUUAUCAAGCCAGAGUCUUGUACAAUAGUUAUGUUGGUGGAAGUUGGGUAGGGGUGUUUGAGGAUUUCAGAGGGUUAGGAGGUGAAGGGAUUGAAGAUGGGAGGAUGGGCGAUGGCGAUCAAGGAGCUUCGGUGCUAAUAUCUGGAAAUGUUGCUGAAUUGGGAGGGGAUGUUGCGGCAGCCAUGGCGGACGAGGCUGGAAAGGGCAAGGCUUUACAGCUUGGUGCUUUUAGUGGUGAUGGUGUUUUUCAUACUCCUGUUAAAACUGUUGGUCGUCGUGGACGGCCGAAGGGUUCCAAGAACAAGAAGAAGAAAGUGACUGAUGGCGGCAUUGAUGAAGCUUCUUGUUCCAUUCCUGUCAAAAGUUCUGGUGGCCGUGGACGGCCAAAGGGCUCCAAGAACAAGAAGAAGAAAGCAAUCGUGUUGGGAGAAAAGACUGAUGGCAUCAUUGGUAGUGAAGUUUCUUGUGAUACCACUGUCAAAAGUUCCGGUGGCCGUGGACGACCAAAGGGCUCAAAGAACAAGAAAAGGAAGAUAGAUGAGAUUAUCAAAAUGCCUACUGAGGGGAUGGCCGGUGCUCUUUCUGCCAUCAAUAGGAAUGGCGAUGAGGCUGCAGUUCAGAUGGUUGGUCCAGAGGAUUCCUGGACUACUACUACUACUACUACUACUACUGCUUUGGAUGAUAGUAAUCGAGAUGGAUCUGCAAUUUUAGCGUCACAGGAAACGGGAAGGAAUGUUGCCAGCAAUGAUAAUACAGCCCUUGCUAUAAGAAGUGGCAGAGGAAGGCAAAAAGGGUGGUCAAAAAAUAGAAGUUCAACGACACCAGAAGUUGAUCAAGGUGGACGUGCUGGAUUUAUAUCUAGAAUCAAUGUAGGAGAUGUGUCUGAUGAGGAGGAGGAGGACAGCCCACCUUCGGAUUCUGACGAAGACUAUGAAUCUGCAUGCAUGGGAACAAAGAUACGUAAUGGCAGUCUCAGAAAGAGAAAGUCAUCCGCCUUGGGAAUGUCGGACGAUAGCUCACAAAAGGAGCAGCGCAGAUUGGUGUCAACUUGCCAUCAAUGCCUGAGGAGGGAUAGAGAUUUUAUUGUUCUGUGUACAAAUUGCCGCAAGAAACGUUACUGCAAUGACUGCAUUGCUAAGUGGUAUCCCAAGCAGUCGAAAGAAGAACUCGAACAAAAGUGCCCGUUUUGCUGUGGGAAUUGCAAUUGCAGAGCUUGCCUUCAAGCAGUAGUACCCGUAAAGGGUUACCGGAAAGAAGUUGACGAGAACAUCAAGCUGCAACGAUAUUCGUAUAUGCUGCACUACAUUCUGCCACUCCUGAGGCAAAUACAGCUCGAGCAGAGAACUGAACUAGAUGCCGAGGCGGUCAUUCGAGGUGUUCAAGUAAGGCAAGAAGAUAUACCGUUAGCAAUCUUCGAAGAAGAUGAUCGAGUCUACUGCGAUAACUGCAAGACAUCUAUUGUCAAUUUCGUCCGAAGCUGCCCCAACCGUGAAUGCUCCUACGACAUGUGUCUCGACUGUUGUCAGGAACUCAGACAAGGUCUUAAACCAGGAGGUACCGAGGUUGCUUCCUCCGAUGAGCAUUUAGAUAAAUGGGAAGCUAGGAUUGAUGGGAACAUACCGUGUCCUCCGAAACACCUCGGGGGCUGCGGAACGGGAAAUUUAGUACUGAGACGGAUACUCGAUCCUUAUUGCGUGGAGAGAUUAGUUACGGCUGCGGAUGAUUUCAUUUCUCAUUUUCAAUUAUCGGAUAUGGGCUUCUCUCAACAAUGCCUUCGGUGUUUCCCUCCCCAUACGGAAAAUGAUUUUUCCAAAGUAAGACGAGCAGCUUUCCGGGAUUCAAGUUGGGAUAACUUUUUGUACUGUCCAAAUGCCGUGGAACUCAAAGAUACUGAGCUCGAACAUUUCCAAAUGCACUGGCGGAGAGGCGAACCCGUCAUAGUUCGCGCUGCACAUGAAAAGGCUUCCGGUCUUAGCUGGGAGCCGACGGUAAUGUUGAGAGCUUUCCGGAACGCCAGUAAGAAAUUGAAGCAAGGCGAUUUCACGGUGAAGGCUAUCGAUUGCUUGGAUUGGUGCGAGGUUGAGAUUACUAUUAACAAGUUCUUCAAGGGCUACUUAGAAGGGCGCAAGCAUCGCAGCGGUUGGCCCGAGAUGUUGAAAUUGAAGGAUUGGCCUCCGGCAAAUCAUUUCGAAGAAUGUCUGCCGAGGCAUAAUUCUGAAUUCAUGGCGAUGCUUCCGUUUGGCGACUAUACUCAUCCGAGAUCUGGUCUCAUGAAUCUUGCUACGAAGCUUCCCGACUGGGCGUUGAAGCCGGACUUGGGACCCAAAACCUAUAUCGCCUACGGAUACCCGGAAGAACUCGGCAAAGGCGACUCCAUUGCUAAGCUCCACUGUGACGUUUCUGAUGCUGUGAACAUAUUGACGCAAAAGACUGAGGUGCCGACUCCCCAGUGGCAGAAGAAAAUAAUUGACAAGCUGAGGACGGAACUUCAGCCCGAAGAAUCGAAAAGUGUCGUAGAAGAGAGACAAGAAGCAGUGACCAAAGAGCCAAAGAGGGUCUCUGAAGAGCGACACGAAGCAGCGACCGAAGAGUCGAAAACGGUCUCCGAAGAGCGACAGAAAGCAGUGACCGAAGAGGCGAACAAGGUCUCUGAAGAGGGACAGGAAACGACGGCGACAACUGCAAGCGGAAAUGUAUCAACCGGCUGGCCGAUGCAGAACGAUAAUAAUGCCUUUGAAAACUACAGUUUCCAAUGGAACAACGAGUCGAACUCGUGGCCGUUGGAAAGCUUAAUCGAAGGAAACGAGUUUAUUCUCGAUAGCAUUAGGCCGGUGCUGCCGCAGACGUGGUCGGACAUCGGGAUGGAGUCACUGCCGGGUAAGUUCAUCGAGAUGGAUUACCCUCCGGAAAGCAAGCCUGCCAAUCUUCCCGUCGUCGAAUCUGAUGCGGCGUCGGGUGCUGCUCUGUGGGACAUCUUCCGCCGGGAGGACGUGCCGAAACUGUCGGAAUACCUGCUGAAACACAAGAAAGAGUUUCGGCAUUAUAACAACUCGUCGGUCGAAUCUGUUACGCACCCGAUCCACGACCAGAUAUUUUAUUUGGACGAGAAGCACAAGAAGCAGUUGAAGGAGGAAUACGAUAUUGAGCCUUGGACGUUCCAACAGCAUCUCGGCGAGGCUGUGUUCAUUCCCGCAGGCUGUCCUCAUCAAGUGAGGAACCAACAGUCCUGCACGAAGGUUGCUCUCGAUUUUGUGUCCCCCGACAACAUUCAGGAGUGCAUUCGACUGACGAAGGAGUUUCGGCUGCUCCCUCAGAACCACCGGUCAAAGCAGGACAUUUUGGAGGUGAAAAAACUCGCGGUGUACGCCGCAAUUUCAGCAACCGAAGAUGCCAAGAAAUUGAUGUCGAAAUCAAGCUCUUCAGCUCCAUCGAGUGGUCGGGAUUUGGUCGACGAUGCAGAAUGGCGCCAUCCACAGCAGUCGGGCGCCAUCGAGAAAGCUGCCGGCGGUGAGUUUGUAUUUAAUGUUUAGGAUUGAUUGAUCAAAUUGCUUGUGUACUUUGUUGUAGAUCAAAGCUUCUGUGUUUAGUUGUCAGAACAGAUGGAUAUUGAUAGGAAAGAUGGAAUAAAUACCAAAAUGAAGCGCGACUAUAGGGUUCUGUUAUUUGUCGAAUUAGGAGCAUAUCUUUUAUAACUGUUUCUUGUUAUGGAUCGCCGAGGCUUUUCGAUCUCUACAUUACAGGUUGUUUCUGGUUACGGAGCAUCCUUCGCCGAUGUGAUUGGCGUAAAAAUUAUCUUUGAAUAUGGCUGUGGUUAAAGUGCUGAUA